GAGACCAUUCCAAGUCGAAUCUCCGUUGAGUUCAAACUGGAAUUUCACGUCUCUCUGAAGUCACGUCACGGCCCAACAUCUCCGAACAUAUAAAGCGCGUCUACGAAAAUGCCGCGUUCGCAUUUCACUCGAAGGCAUUGUCUAGCAAUGACGGGCGGAUUAGCUGCAUUGGCAUUGCUGGUGAUCUUGUGCAUUAGCACACAAUCAUCAACGGGCAAAAUAUACGACAUUAAAGAUCCCGCCACCGAUAAGUCAACACUGGAACUGUUGCAUGUGGUAUUCCGACAUGGGCCAAGAACACCGGCGGAUACAUAUCCCAAGGACCCUCAUGGAAAUGAGACCUUCUAUCCAUUUGGCUGGGGACAAAUAACAAAUAAUGGCAAACGCGAACUCUUCAGCAUUGGUAGUUGGCUGCGUAAGCGUUAUGGCAAAUUUCUGGCACCCUACUACAGUCCAGAUUUGGUGCACGCACAGGCAACGGGCGUGCCUCGCACUCAUAUGACCAUGCAAACCGUAUUGGCCAGCUUCUUUCCACCAAAAGGCACGGAUAUGGAGUGGAACAACAAAUAUAAUUGGCAACCCAUACCUGUCUUCUCACAGCAGUUAAAUGAGGAUACGCUAUUGCUUGUGCGUACACCGUGUCCACGUUAUUUUGAGGCUCUGCACGAAGUCUACGAUCUACCGGAAGUCCAAAAGGAAAUUGAACCUUAUCUGGAGAUGUAUAAAGAAUUGGCUGAACUUACUGGACAAGCGUUCAAGGAACCCGAGGAUGUGCAAUCUUUGUAUCUAACUCUAUUGGCCGAACAGGAAUGGGGUCUAGAGCUGCCCGAUUGGACAAAGAAAUAUUUCCCAGAGAAGAUGCAAUUCCUAGCCGAACAGAGUUAUAUCUACAAUGUCUAUACACCGGAAAUGCAAAAGAUCAAGGCCGGACCAUUCCUGAAGAAAAUGUUCGAUGAGAUGGUCGAGAAACGUAACGAGACCUUGAAGCCGGAGAAACGGAAGCUCUUUAUCUAUACGGGUCACGAUACCACAGUGGUUAACAUUCUCUCCGCCCUUAAGGUGUGGGAACGCCAAUUGCCACGCUAUUCGGUGAUGGCUUUAUUCGAAUUGCACAAGAAUCAGACAACUGGCGAUCAUUGGGUGGAAAUCUAUUUCCGUAAUGAUCCAAAGGCACCGGCCCAAAAGCUAACUGUACCGGGCUGUGAGUUCCAAUGUCCAUUGGAUACACUAAUUGAGUUGGCCAAAGAUGUUGUGCCCACUGAGGCAGAUGCCAAGCGUUGCGAUUCAAAGAAUGAAGAAUUUACUGAGCCACCACUUCGUGGACCAUAAGUGACAAGUGGUUAAGUAAACAAAAUUUUACAGGUGCUACACAAACAACAAAAAAAAAAAAAAAAACACAAAAAACAACAAAAAAAUACUCAGGGAGUCUAUUUAGUGUUAGGGGAAAUAUUUUCCUAGACUUAAGCAGAAAUAAAGUUUUAGUGACCAGUUAA
Messenger RNA from Drosophila willistoni, 1493 nucleotides. Its product is annotated as venom acid phosphatase Acph-1. Gene Ontology annotation, biological process: dephosphorylation. NCBI's taxonomy places the organism in Eukaryota, Metazoa, Arthropoda, Insecta, Diptera, Drosophilidae. The transcript is spliced from 5 exons. The record is from RefSeq and is a predicted model, not a curated record. Bases 109 to 1329 code for a protein of 406 amino acids. Gene Ontology annotation, molecular function: phosphatase activity.